AUGAUACACUCAGUUUUAAUUUUUAACAAUGAUUGUCUUCCACGUUUGAUGAAAUUUUAUACACCAGUGGACAUUGAAACACAGGUGCUUCUACUACGUCAAGUUUAUCAGCUAGUGAACCAACGUCAACCAAACCAAUCCUCAUUUUUGACUCCUCCACCAUUAUUGGAGGGUAUUGAAGAUAUCAAAGUCAUAUAUAGACAUUAUGCCACAUUGUACUUUGUGUUCAUAGUGGAUGAUCAAGAAAGUGAACUAGGUAUAUUAGACUUGAUCCAGGUAUUCGUUCAAAGUUUGGACAAGUGUUUUGAAAAUGUUUGUGAAUUGGACCUAGUUUUUGGAUGGCAGGUGCUUCAGACAGUGCUUGAGGAAAUAGUGCAAGGUGGGCUGGUUAUUGAAACUAAUAUAUCCAAUAUAGUGAAGGUGAGUUGA
This is a messenger RNA of Hansenula anomala, 429 nucleotides long. It is a transcript of the gene APS3, whose product is annotated as Aps3p. NCBI's taxonomy places the organism in Eukaryota, Fungi, Ascomycota, Saccharomycetes, Phaffomycetales, Wickerhamomycetaceae. The record is from RefSeq and is a predicted model, not a curated record. Gene Ontology annotation, biological process: intracellular protein transport; vesicle-mediated transport. Gene Ontology annotation, cellular component: intracellular membrane-bounded organelle; membrane coat. The transcript has 4 exons. The coding region runs from base 1 to 429 and encodes 142 amino acids.